AUGAGUCAAGACAGCAAUUACCCGAGGUUCUCAGCACGGCCAGUUGGCAAACAAAUCCAUAGCAUCUACCGAGAUCGUCUGGAGACGUUCAUCCAGCCCGGUCAAUAUGAGACGCAAAAUCUUCUCUCAUCGCUGUACAAGGCACGGUUUAUUGGCGAGCCGACCAUAGAACUAUCUGUGUGGUCCGCCCCAAACCUCUCACGGCCUACUUUCAAGGAAGCCAUAUCGCAACAGUUCCAACCCACCGAGAGAGGCCGAUCCUUCGGGCCUGGGUGGUCGACUCACUGGUUCAAGGUACAACUGCGAGUGCCUCAUGAGAUGUUGAAUGAAGAGAUCAUAGAGUUACACUGGGAGGCCAGUAACGAAGGUAUGAUCUGGACGGAAGACGGGCACCCGCUGCAGGGCCUCAGUGGAGACGGAGAGCGGGUAGAAUGGAUUAUUCCCCCUCGCUUCAAAGACGGCAAAGAACACACAUUCUACUUAGAAAUGGCAUGCAACGGGAUGUUUGGCCUUGGGAAAGGCGCAAGAAACCAGCCUCCAGACCCUGACCGCUAUUUCACUCUGGAGAAAGCUGAGAUCGUGGCCGUCAACAAAGAGGCACGAGCAUUGUAUUUUGACUAUUCUGUCAUUAGCGACGCGGCGCGCCAAUUUCCUGAACACUCAUGGGAGGCCCACAAGGCGCUACAGGUUGCCAACGCCAUCAUUGAUGUGUUUACGGCUGGCAAAGGGAGCGACGCUGCCAUUCGCGAGGCCAGGGAGAUAAGCCAUGAGUACCUAGGAGACAAGGCUAAUCGGGCAGAGGUUUAUGAUUCCAAUUCCAAGCCAAUUGUCUAUGCUAUUGGGCACUGCCAUAUUGACACUUGUUGGUUAUGGCCAUGGGAAGAGACGAAACGAAAGGUGGCACGGUCCUGGUCCAAUCAGUGUGAUCUUAUGGAUCGCUACCCAGAACACCGUUUUACUGCAUCUUCCGCCCAGCAAUUUAAAUGGCUCAAGCAGUAUUACCCUUCAGUGUAUGCGAGAGUCAUGGAAAAAGUCAAGCAAGGAGCUUUCCAGCCUAUCGGUGGCAGUUGGGUAGAGCAUGAUACCAACAUGCCCAGUGGAGAAUCUUUGAUUCGCCAAUUUCUUUAUGGCCAGCGAUUUUUUCAGCGAGAAUUCGGGAAGCGAUCUCAAACAUUCUGGCUCCCAGACACCUUCGGCUAUACCAGUCAGCUUCCGCAGUUGUGUCGCCUAGCCGGGAUGCAUCGUUUUGUGACCCAGAAACUCAGCUGGAACAACAUUAACAAUUUCCCGCACACAACUUUCAACUGGGUCGCUCUUGACGGAAGUCAAGUACUAUGCCAUAUGCCCCCUUCAGAAACCUACAACGCGGAUGCUCAGUUCAGUGAACUUGUCAACAGCAUUGAUCAGCAUAAGUCGUUGGAUCAAGACGCCUCAUCUCUGUUGAUCUUCGGGAAAGGCGACGGUGGAGGCGGUCCGACAUUCCAGCAAAUUGAAGCUCUGCGUCGGUUCCGUGGCUUGAGCGACAAAGUCGGACUCCUGCCUCGAGUUCACCAGGGCAAGUCAGUGGACGAGUUCUUCGAGGCAUUAGAAAACAAAGCGGCGAGUGGCACUGAGUUCGUUACCUGGUACGGAGAACUCUACUUUGAGUUGCACAGAGGAACCUAUACUACACAGGCAAAAACCAAAUGGAACAACCGAAAAGCUGAAAUCAUGGUCCACGAUAUUGAAUAUCUCGCGACUCUGGCUAGCAUCAAAAACAGCGGUUACCAGUAUCCGAAAACAGAGAUUGAUGACAUCUGGGAAUGCAUCCUAUUAUGCCAGUUUCACGACUGUUUACCAGGGAGCUGCAUCAGGAUGUGUUACGAUGACUCUGAUAAGCUUUACGCUGAGGCGUUUGCGAGUGGAGAAAGAUUGCUCAAAGAUGCACUCUCAGCACUCGGAUUCUUGCAUGACGCAUCCUCUGAGCAGGGCAGAAUUGCUCUCAACACCCUGCCAUGGUCCCGCAAGGAAUUGGUUCAACUUCCGUCCUCUCAGUAUGCUGUGAUCAAGGGAGGUUUUGGUGCGGCUCCUGUCGAAGAGCUUCCACCAACACCAGUUGGGCCUGCUGUUAGCGUUGAAGAAGUCCGAAAAGGCGUGUUUGAACUAUCGAACGGGCAGUACAAGCUAGAGAUCAAGAAUGGGUCAAUUAUCUCUCUUGUUGAUCUCUCAGAUAACCGCCAGGUUCUCGCCAAUGGCGGCAAGGCUAAUCAAUUCGUUAUUUUUGAUGAUAAGCCUUUGUACCGUCAGGCUUGGGAUGUCGAGGUAUACCAUCUCAACUCCAGAAAGGAGUUGCAGGGUGGAAUUUCGGCCAUCGCUGAGCAGGGCCCGUACAAAGCGAGCAUUGUCACCAAGACGAUCAUCAGCGAAAAGAGCUGGCUGAAAUCGACCAUUAGUCUGCAUGCUCCGAUAGAUGGUGAACCCUCCAGUAUCGAAAUCGAUACCGAGGUCGAAUGGCACGAGGACAUGAAGUUCCUGAAGGUCGAAUUCGACGUUAACGUGACGAACACUGAGGCUUCAUACGAAACUCAAUAUGGAAUUGCCAAAAGACCAACACAUUACAACACACAGUGGGACAUGGCCAAGUUUGAGGUUUGCUGUCACAAGUGGGCAGAUCUCUCCGAAAACGGCUACGGUGUUUCCAUUCUGAACGACAGCAAAUAUGGUUUUGCUACCUGUGGUCAUCUCAUGCGCUUGUCUCUCCUACGCUCUCCUAAGGCCCCAGAUGCUUGCGCUGAUAUGGGUCAUCACCAUAUCAGGUACGCGAUUUUCCCCCAUCAGGGCCCUCUGGACUUUAGAACCGUUCGUGCAGGAUACAACUUCAACAAUCCCAUGAAUUUGCUUCCGGGGCCAGGCUCAGCAUCGUUGAACGACAUCAACCUGACCGGUAACAAAUCAUUGAUACUUGAUGCUAUCAAACGUGGAGAAGAUGACGAAGACGUCUCGUUGGGUGACUUUGAAAGCAGGAAGGGUCAGAGUAUCAUCCUCCGCGUUUUUGAGAGCCUGGGAGGGCAUGCAAGCGGUAUCAUCGAAACCACCCUGCCAGUUACCAAAGUGUGGAAGUGCAAUAUCUUGGAGGAUGACGAGGAGCCACUGGGAAUCCAAGAUGGGAAAGUCAACAUCGCCUUACGUGCGUUUGAAGUUGCCACAUUCAGAUUGCAAUUGUAA
Molecule: messenger RNA, 3204 nt
Organism: Penicillium arizonense
Lineage: Eukaryota; Fungi; Ascomycota; Eurotiomycetes; Eurotiales; Aspergillaceae
Product: alpha-mannosidase
Exons: 4
Coding region: 1-3204 (1067 amino acids)
Biological process (GO): mannose metabolic process; oligosaccharide catabolic process
Cellular component (GO): fungal-type vacuole membrane
Molecular function (GO): carbohydrate binding; alpha-mannosidase activity
Source: RefSeq, a predicted model, not a curated record